AUGGUAUCCGCACACAGCAAACGUAACACCUCGCGACCGGUAUUCACGUCUCACGAACGCGCCCUCGCAAAAUCCCAUUGGUCAUCGUCAUCCGCCCGUCUGCACCGCGACUCAUUCCUCCCAUUCGGUUCUUGUGGCCUAUGUCUCAACAUCGCCCGUGAUCCUGUCUCAUGUCGUCGAGGCGAUAUCUUCUGUCGCGAAUGCGCACUUUCAAAUAUUCUCACUCAAAAGAAAGAUAUCAAGCGCGUCCAAAAGGCCCGCGCUGCUACAGAGGACGAAGCCGCCAAGCUGAAGGCGCAUGAAGAUGAACAGGAGCAAGCACGUGCGAUUCAGGACUUUGAGUUGACACAGGCUGGCCUGGACCGGAAGAAGACGAAGGGCAAUGCAACUGAGAUGAAUGACGAGAAGCCGAAUACAAGAGUCGACGAGCCAAACGCCCUCGCUUUAGUGCCAGCAACGAAACGCAAGUUUAAGCUUGAUCAAGACGAAUUGGAUCGCAUUGCGCAGGAGGACAAAAUCAAAGCAAGAAAAUCACUGAACGAAGAGAAGGCAGCGAAACCGCAUCUUCCAUCAUUCUGGACCCCGUCACUGACACCGGAUGCCCAAUCAAGCAACCUCCCACCAGUAACAAAGAAGGACAAAACAGUUCCAACGUGCCCAGCUUCUUCGGCUGGGAACCCGCACCCAAUCACAAUGCAAAAUCUCAUUACAAUCAAAUUCACCGAAGAGGAAACGCCCAAGGGCAAGCAAAGAGCCUGCCCUUCAUGCUUAAAGAUGCUUACCAACGCCUCCAACCCCAUGCUGGCCAAACAAUGCGGCCACGUCCUGUGCCACAGCUGCGUCAAACAGUUCAUGGUCCCGCCUUCCAAGAAGGCAUCUUCUGAGGACAACCCGCCCCUGACCUGCUACGUCUGCGACGUACCUCUGACCUCAAAGUCACAAAAACAGGAUACUGCUUCGGGCUCUUCGAUACCGGGUUUUGUUGCUCUCCAGUCCGAGGGCACUGGCUUUUCAGCCCACGGAGGCAAUACUGUAGAACGAUCAAGUGUCGCUUUUCAAUGCUGA
Messenger RNA from Fusarium venenatum, 1065 nucleotides. RefSeq lists its product as uncharacterized. Gene Ontology annotation, cellular component: nucleus. Gene Ontology annotation, molecular function: ubiquitin protein ligase activity. The record is from RefSeq and is a predicted model, not a curated record. Lineage: Eukaryota; Fungi; Ascomycota; Sordariomycetes; Hypocreales; Nectriaceae.